AUGGGAGAAUCUGUCGAUAUAAUCGAUUUGACUGAAGAUUCGGAGGUUUGUUUCUCUUUGGAAAUUUGUUUCACUUUGUGUGAUUGGUUUGAUUUCAGGACGAAAUUGAAAUUAUCGAGCAAGAAAAGGACGACGAUAUCAUCGAAUGCGAUUCAGAAGAUGAAGAACGAUUGAUUUUUUCGAAUUGUCAACAGCACAAACGAUUGAUAAUGCAACGGAACACAAAACGAAUCGAUUAUGAUGAAUGGGGAGAUUAUCAAAAAGUUUAUGCAGAAAUUAAGAAGAGAAUUGAAGAUGAUCCAAUCCUCAAACAACAUUUUGAUUUUACGGUGUUAGAAAAAGCUGAUGAUCGAGUGUGUCAAAUGCAAGGAAUUCGUUUACAUCAGGAAAUACAAUCGUUUAUCAAGAAACAUGAAACACCUGAUGAAGUCUCCGUUCCAAAGGAUGUUGUAAUGUUGAAAAAAGCAUUUAAGGAUCUAAGAAACAAAGCGAGAUAUACUCCACCAGAUCGAAGAAAUCGAAUCAUGAAAAAUCUAACAUUGGAUCCGCAAAAUCCUAUUCCACUUUAUUGCGAUAUGUUAACCAUCGAUCCAAAAAAAGUUAAGAUUAGCGAAACCAUGAUAUUCGAUUAUAUCGAUAAAAAUAAGAUUACAAGUGAUGUUGAUAUUGGAUACGAAAAACUCGUGAAAUCGGAAGAGAUUUUGGUAAGAACAUAUCUCUUCAUUCUUCAAAAGAAAUGGGGUUUUUCAGAUUCGAUGUGAUUGCAAGAAAAUCGAAGGAAAAUUUGUGAAUUGUUUUGAUAAUCCCAAUUGCCCUUGUUUUAAUAUGAAUCAAAGAUUUCAAGAAAUCCAAAAAAUCAAUGCAUAUCGACAAGAACAUGAGAAAACUCAAUUUGUAUGUGUAAACUCAUUUUUAUUCAUAAAAUUCAUCAUUUUCAGAAAGCAUUCUCAAAAAUUCUGAUGCGCGAUAUUGAUCAUUAUUUCGACACAAUUGGUUUUUGCUGUAGCUCAAAUUGUGAAUGUGAAGGAUGUUGUGAUAAUAAUGUUAUAUACACAAUCGAACAAAAAAUCAAUCGAUUUGAAAUUUAUCGUCACGAUGAGAAAGGAUUCUGUCUUAGAACCAGGAAUUUCAUUCCUUACGGAAGUCCAAUCUUCGAAUUCGUUGGAGAAUUUGUUGAUUUUGAAAGUGUUUCGGAUCGAGAAUCAGAGGAUUAUGCAUUUUGUUGUUUUGAUUCUGCCGAAACUGUGUUGAGAAACUUCUUUCAAAAAUUAGAAUUUCUCAGCUCAAAAACAAGAGAACGAUUCCAUGUGAGUGGGAACUAUACACAGGGGAACUUUAAAAUUUUGAAUGAUAUUUGAGAGUUUUUAUGUAAAUUUUUUUCAGAAAUUUUUCGAUAAAAAAUGGUACGUCGAUCCAAAAUUCAAAGGCAAUGAAGCUCGAUUUGUUUCUCACGGAUGUCAACCGAAUUUGGGAAUGUGUCGAGUAUUUCAAGGUGGAAUAGGACCACAACAUCUCAAAUGCAUCAUGAUUUCAUUAGAAGAUAUAUUUCCUGGUGCACAGGUAUGUCUUUUUGGGUUCAUUUUUCAAAAUCUUCAUGAGAUAAAAAACUCAGCAAAUUUUCAUUUUCAAAAUUAAUAUCCAAUCUUAUUUAAGCUAACCUUUGAUUACGGCGAGAACUACGUGAUUGAUCAACUCAAGGACAAUUGUUUAUGCCUAACUCCAGCUUGUACAAAAAACACAUUUUAUAAAGAGCUGACAAAAGCCAGUUUUGAAGAUGUGAGUUUGAAAAAUUUGAAAAUGAAUAUAAUUUUAUGAAUUUCAGAUGUUCCAUUUCUUCUCGCUUCGAUAUUAUUAUUUAGCCAGAGAUUAUAAAUCGUUUGUAGUGAAUGGGCGCAAUCGUGAGUUUCUUGGGAAAAUUUUGAGUCAGGCCAGGUGUAAUGUUUUCUCAAAAAACUAAGAUGGUCCGCUUAGGUUCGAUCCACACCAAAAAUUAGUUCCGAUUAACCCCCCCCCCUUUUCCAUUUCUCGAAAAUUUCCUCAAUGUUUCCAGUAAAAAACUUCGAAAAAGUUCUGUCGCUUUAUAUGAGCGCUCCUGAUCAUCCAGCAUUAGUUGAACAAAGAAGAAAAAACCGACAAUCAACAAGUACUUGUCAAUAA
Molecule: messenger RNA, 2157 nt
Organism: Caenorhabditis angaria
Lineage: Eukaryota; Metazoa; Nematoda; Chromadorea; Rhabditida; Rhabditidae
Source: the annotation of a GenBank genome assembly